Messenger RNA from Cordyceps fumosorosea ARSEF 2679, 1035 nucleotides. RefSeq lists its product as hypothetical. The transcript has a single exon. NCBI's taxonomy places the organism in Eukaryota, Fungi, Ascomycota, Sordariomycetes, Hypocreales, Cordycipitaceae. The record is from RefSeq and is a predicted model, not a curated record. Bases 1 to 1035 code for a protein of 344 amino acids.
AUGGCUCCUAGAAAACGUACAGCAAAGUCAUCAGCACCUGCCAAGAUCCGCAAAGAUGGAGAGCCGCCAGCUCCGUUCAAAAAGGUCUCGGAGAUGCUGGAGCCAUUGACCAAGGGCAUGUCCAAGAAGCACGUUUACAUUGCGCACAUUGACGGGAAGCCGGCCGACUUUAAGCGCAAAAUCUUCCUUGUCCCGGUCCUCAUGAACGUCGCUGUCGCCGUGGCCUUUGUUUUCCGCAUGUACUAUAUCCUGCCAUACUACUUUACCAUCCUGGUCAAGGCCAUGGCUCAGCAUCCCUCCAGCUUUCCGGGGGAGACGACGACGACGUGGUCGGAGCUGGGCUGGGAGAUUGCCCGGCGGGGAUUCCGCAUGUUUGUGGACCUGAUGCUCUUCGUCUUCGUCUGGCCGUGGCCGGUGGAAUUCGUCGCCGGGCGGACGCACGGCAGCCCGGCCAAGUGGCGAUGGGCGGUCGGGUUCCGGGACAAGGAGAUUUACGUGCGGCGCAGCCGGGACUGGCAGGCGGUGCUGGGGGACGUGACGGAGGAGCCGGACUCGAACAAGAUCUUCACGAGCUACGUGGCGCAGGCGACGUCGCCGAUGCUGCAGGAGCAGAAGACGGGCUACCUGCUGAUGAACAACAGCUGGGACCUGGACUGGAAACUGAUGGCGCGGGCGCACAGCAUGGUGGACCGCAAGGAGGCGGCGCUGGAGGCGUUCCAGAACGCGGUGCUGGUGCACCACGAGGACUACGGCUGGCUGAGCUACGAUGUGAAGCUGGGGGCGUCGAAGGAGGAGGAUCAGAAGCGGCGGCAGGUAUUUGCGUUUCGCGAUGCGCUGUCGGCGAUGGGCAAGGAGGACCUGUUCUACCGCUGGGUCGAGAUUGUGCAGUUUGAGGCGACGCAGCCGGGCGGGUUCGGGCCGGAGAAGCAAGAGGUGGCGGCCAAGAAGAUUCGGGAGCUGUUUGAGGGGCAAGGCGUCGACUUUGAUGAGCUGUGGAAGGAGACGGUUGGUGAGGAUGUCGACAAGCUGGAUUGA